ACAACAGGCAAGGGGGUGGGUGGAUACGGAUAAGGUUCAGAGACCCCGACCCGCACUACCCACGAUCGAGACCUCCACAGGAUCCCCAAUCCACCUCUUGUAUGGCGCAGCCGAAGGGGCAUAGUGGUCACUGCCGCUCCCCUCGCUACCCCGACGGUCACCGGCGCGCCACGGACGGAACCUCCUGGUUCGAAGAGGAGGUGACGACGACGAGGUCGUGGCCACCAGCGCCGAUGCCAAGGCUCGCCAGAGCCCACGAGCCGCCACGACGGCCGGGGCGGCGAAGACCCACUCGAAGAGACGGUCAAAGCUCCGUUAGGCACGACUCCUAGAGCCCGCGGCCAUUUCCAUCUGCGACGGGGCGAGUCCGUUGGAUUCAAUCCCACGAAUGCGAGCGCCUCCUCCGUGGUCACCUCGGUGCGCAACGACUCGGGUAAGUAGCCGUGUGAGAGGCGACUCGGUCGACGUCCUCGACAGAGGGUAUCGGCAUGCGCGGAGGCAGCUAGUGCGCCGACGGAGGAGAGGGCGAAGGCGGGUCACCGGCUGCGGGCGUGACGGCGUCCGCGUGCAGCAUCGGCGCGACAAGGAAGGCGAACAGCCACGGGUCAAGACCGAGGGCAUGCGCGGCAGUGCCAAGGCCAACGGGAGCGUCCUGGGCAGCGUUCACUACGACGCACUGGCCAGCCACGGCAUGUCGAGGGGCGUGGUAACCGCCCCGGGCGGCACCACCAGUGGCACCCCGGCCACGACCAGCGACACUCAGACUGCGUCCAGCAGCAGCACGGCAACGACAAGCAAGGAAACGACUCUGACGGUUGUCCUCACUGAUGAGGCAGAGGAAAAGGAAGUGAGGGGCGACAUCUCACCGGCGAGAGUAUAUAUAUCUCCCGGAGAGAAGCGACGAUCUAAGAAGUCUCGUCGGUUCCAAGAAGAGAGGAAGUUGCGCCGGUUACGGGAGGAACCGCCCGACGAUUUGACCAUGGGGAGAUUUUUUUUCCUUAAUUACAUCAUGUAACUAAUCUUAACAGAAUGCAUCCAACAAAGGUGGUGUCUCUGGCGUUGCGCAGUCUCGGAUGCAUGAAAGGCGUCGAUGGGCAAUGUCUUGGCUUGGUUCGGUUGGCCAAAUGUCGUUCGAUCACAUUGGUGGUGCUAGGUUGUGUCUUCCCUCUUUGUUCUUCCCGUGUUGGUAUGUUGUGGUGUAUGUUGUUUUCUGCUUUAUCUCUUCUCCUUAUGUUUCCUUUGUAAUUCCGGUUCGCUUUAACCUAUCUUGGUUGAGGGGCAUUCCCCUCCUGAAAAUUCCCUUGUAAUUCCGGUUCGCUUGAACCUAUCUUGUAAAAAGGCUGGUUGAUGGGCCUUUCCCUUCUCC
Messenger RNA from Hordeum vulgare subsp. vulgare (domesticated barley), 1366 nucleotides. RefSeq lists its product as uncharacterized. The transcript has 2 exons. Lineage: Eukaryota; Viridiplantae; Streptophyta; Magnoliopsida; Poales; Poaceae. Bases 389 to 1015 code for a protein of 208 amino acids. The record is from RefSeq and is a predicted model, not a curated record.